This is a messenger RNA of Musa acuminata subsp. malaccensis (wild Malaysian banana), 444 nucleotides long. Its product is annotated as large ribosomal subunit protein eL39. Gene Ontology annotation, biological process: translation. NCBI's taxonomy places the organism in Eukaryota, Viridiplantae, Streptophyta, Magnoliopsida, Zingiberales, Musaceae. The record is from RefSeq and is a predicted model, not a curated record. Gene Ontology annotation, molecular function: structural constituent of ribosome. Gene Ontology annotation, cellular component: cytosolic large ribosomal subunit; ribosome.
UAUGCUUAUCCGCUUCGGCAGAGAACACGAGUUAGGACCGAGAGGGUUUUGGAUUGGGGUUUCUGCAGUUGCUUGCGGAGGUCUCGGGAGCAGCGGAAAUGCCGUCGCACAAGACGUUCCGGAUCAAGAAGAAGCUGGCGAAGAAGAUGAGGCAGAACCGGCCGAUCCCCCACUGGAUCCGCAUGCGCACCGACAACACCAUCAGGUACAACGCGAAGCGCAGGCAUUGGCGCCGCACGAAGCUAGGGUUCUGAGGUCACCCUAGAUGGGCUCUAUUUUCCCCUGCUUAUGCUACGACCGAAUUGCCAUCAAUGGCGAUCAUUUUGGAAUGUUAGAUUGCUUUGCCUAGUUGCUACACUACUCAUUACUCCAACUGUACUCGUUUUCCUUUGCAAUUGGUGUUCUUAUGAAGAUUAUAUCUCUGCAAUGAUUUGUUUUGGGCUA